AUGGGACAACAUGCUUCUGGGUCGUCGUUAUCGAUAACGGAAAAGAAGCCUAAUUUUUUAGUGGCUGGAACGAAUUCGGAAUAUCAAUUCGGAAUUGGAGCAUCAAAAUUUACUGCUCUCCAAGAGGCUACCUUGUUUGCCAAUGAAAAUAUUGUCAAGGUUGCAUGUGGACCAAAUUUUACCUUUGUUUUAACCGAUGAAAAUGUGUUAUAUGGAACAGGUUCUAAUAUUUAUGGAGUUUUAGGAUUGGGUCCUCAACAUCAUGAAAAUCAAACAGGUUUUAUUCGAAUUCCAAUAUCGUUUCAUAUUCAAAAUAUUUAUUGUUGUCGAUCGAUGGCUGUCAUUGUGUCAGAUGGUUACUCUGUCGUGAACAGUAGUUCAUCAUCUUCUGAGGAUAUUGCCGGUGGAAAUGCUUCUUCCAUGACUGUGAAUAACGAAAGAUUCACUGCACAGCCACCACGGCAAAUGUUUUAUUGGAGUGGAGGAGAAUUGUCAGUAUCAGGCUCACCAAUUGUGAAUCAAUUUUCACCCAUUGUGGAUUGGAAUUUAACCAUUAAGGAACAAGUGAAAUUUAUGGAUGCUCAUCCAACUUCAACAUUUUUCAUUAUUGUGACAGAAUCGAACAAAAUUUAUUUUUCUGGAGUGAAUGGAAGCGGUCAAUUUGGAAAUGGAGAAGAACGACGGUCAUUUAAAUCACUCUAUUUUCUUCCGCCUGCAUUAUUUCCUUCCUACAAUGGAGUACGAAUGGUGGCAUGUGGCGCAAAUCACACGGUCAUUGUAACAGAUAAUCACGAACUGUAUACUAGUGGAAAUAACAAAUUUUAUCAAUUAGGUCACUCGAAUGCAACUUCAACCAAUACUUUUCAGAAACCAAAUGUAAAUUUUCAAGGACAAUCGAUUCGAAUGGUAAAAUGUGGAGAGAAUUUUACAAUUGUAUAUUUAGAAAAUGGAGAUUUAUAUGCUUGUGGAAACAAUUCUUAUGGUCAACUCAUGAAUGGUAAAUUUCACGAGAAAAUCACCUUUCACAAAGUACUCUCACAUAAGAACAUUGUCUCUCUGAAUUGUGGCGAUAAUUUCACAGUAUUUAUUUCUUCAGAUUUCAAAAUUCACAGAGCAGGAUGUAACUCUCAUGGUGAAUUAUUCACAGAAGGAUCCUCACAAUCAUUCUCUUCCAAAAUCAUUUCAAGUUCAGUCAAUAGAUCAUACAAAUUAUUUGGAAUUUCUUGUUCGAAAGGUUAUGUCAUCUUGUAUCGGCAAUAUGGAAAUUAUUUUGGAGAAGUAUUGUUUCAUCCCAAAUGGAAAUAUUACUCAUUUGUGGUGAGAGCACCGAGAAGAGCGAAACCAUUGGUCUCUCCUCCACGUCAGCAACGACAUGACAACAAACCAUCGAAUGCAGCAGUCGUGUCAGCACCACCACCACCACUACUCGUAUUUAUUCCUUCCAAUCAAGAAAACUUUCAUCGAUAUCUCAUGUAUCGAUCGAUUCAUGAUCAUUUUCAUUUAAUGAAACAAGAAAUUAUUCCGUUCCUGAAAAAUAGUGAACAAGAAGAAGAAAAUAUUGGCAAGAAACUAUUUUCUGACAUUUCCAUCCUGUUGUUUCAACCCAUACAGCAAGAUUCAUCGAUGAAUGAUUAA
Naegleria lovaniensis is the source of this 1635-nucleotide messenger RNA. RefSeq lists its product as uncharacterized. The record is from RefSeq and is a predicted model, not a curated record. NCBI's taxonomy places the organism in Eukaryota, Heterolobosea, Eutetramitea, Acrasida, Naegleriidae. The coding region runs from base 1 to 1635 and encodes 544 amino acids. The transcript has 4 exons.